AUCAUAUGGGCCGAAAUUAAAAAAAAAAGAAAAAAUUGAUUUAAAUCGGUCAUCCGGUUCAUGGGAGUGAACCCGUAUGAUACGGGUUCAUGGCACGUGUCGACGAAACAGUGGCCACGCGAUAUCGCGUCGAAGCGGAGAAAAAUAGGGAUUCGCGUGAGAGAAAUCAUUUUCUCUUCUCCUUUCGAAAACUAGGGUUUCUCGUUCUCUGAGGCGAUUUCUCGUGCGACGUCGACUGUGGGUGAUUUAGUGGUUCUAAUCGACGUCUGACUCUCUCCCCGACGAGCUGAGGUCAGUAUCGAUAACUUUCACAGUUUGAUUUAACGGAUUUGGGCUCCAAAGCGUUGUCGGUGAAUCUAAAUCGAUUUGGGGGUUUCGAGGGAGGGUUCAAAAUUGAUAUGGGGGUUUUGAUUUAUUGUUUGAAAUCUUCAUGCGGGUUCGAUUUAGGGUUUGUUUAUGGGAUUUGAGAUCGAUUUGGGAGUUUCUAGUUAGGGUUCUUAAUCGAGUUUGUGUUUGCGAUUUACUGGUGAUUUUGUUCUAAUCAUUUAUGUUUCUGGUACAGAUGGAUCCCGCAGAAGAGAUAAGAGAGACAAAAAGGCAAAAGGAGUACAUCGAUAUGGUAGGAUACGUGGCUGAUUCCGAAAAUGGUAUUCCGACGAGGUGUCCCUGUGGUGGGACAAUCAUUCACGAGGUUCGGGGGAAGGACGACUAUAACACUCUUCCUGGGAAGCGUUUCUUCACCUGCAAAAACUACGAGGCUGACGGGUUACAUUAUCGUCAGCCUUGGGUGAUAGGUGUCGAGGAGCAUAUCGAACGUCUCAGUAAGCGUUUGGAGGAGGUUGAGAUGGUGAUCAAAUGGAUGCCGGAGCUCACUAAACAAAUUGAGAGACUGGAGGCAGAGGUUAAAGACCUAACUGUGCAGGUUGAUAACCUCAAUGGAGAGGUUUACAACCUCUCUGUGCAGGUGGCGGACUUGGAGAAGCUCUGCUUCGACUGAAAAAGAAAAGGUAACACUUAACUACAUUGCUUAACUACACUGGUAGCUAGGUAGACGUAUUGAAUGGUCGAGUUUUAAAAAAUUAACUACAUUGGUAGCUAGGUAGACGUAUUAGAGUACAAUUGCCGGUUUGGUUGGUUGCGUAAUGAAUGGUCGACUUUAAAAAAAAUGAUUUGAUGUUUAUUGAAUGCUAUAUGUGUAGUACUUGUUGUGUAAUUAACUAUUAUCAAUGUUAGGUGGUUAGGGUAUGUUUAAUUUUAUUGUCCUUUCAAACACAAUACUACUUUAAAAACAUAAGCAAUCCACGCAAUCCACAUCUGAAAACACAAACCAAAUUUUUAAAACUUUAAUCGAAAACCAAAUGGAUCCUUUUUCCCUUAACUCUCCCGGUUUUGUUAACCUCCUCACUUCCCAGAGUAGUCAGCCAAUAGAUUUAGGGUGUUCAGAGGUUCCUAAACCUGCUGAAAGGCGAAAGUGGACAACGAAAGAAGAUGUGGUGCUGAUCAGUGCUUGGCUCAACACCAGCAAGGAUCCAAUCGUGAGUAAUGAGCAAAAGGCAGGAGCUUUUUGGAAGCGAAUAUAGGAGUAUGUAAAUGCUAGCCCUCUGCUUGUUGGCUCCGUUCCUAGGGAGUGGAUUCAAUGUAAGCAGAGGUGGGGAAGGGUGAAUGAGCAGGUGUGCAAGUUUGUGGGAAGUCAUGAAGCCGCUUUGAAGGAGCAGGCGAGUGGACAAAACGAGAAUGAUGUCAUGAAGGCUGCUCAUGACAUCUUCUUUAAUGACUACCAUGCGAAGUUCACACUGGAACAUUGUUGGAGAGAGCUUAGGUUUGAUCAAAAAUGGAGAUCACAUUCUUUGUCGAGAGAGGGUGCAAAGGAGAAAAGGAAGGAACCUGCGGAGGAGGUGGCUGCGGAGGAAGAUGUUAGGCCACCUGGUAUUAAGGCUAGCAAAGCAUCCAAACGAAAGAAGCACGGGAAUGAAGCAGCGUUUGAUCAGAUUGAGAGCAUAUUAGCCGCGAAAAAUCACAUAUCCAAACAGAAAAUCCUUGACCGUUUGCUAGCAAAAAAUGAAGAUAAACUUUCUGCUCAAGAAGUGUGUUUAAAAAAUAAACUAAUCUCUGAAAUGCUUUGAUUUGGUGAGAGGCUACUUUGUUAAUGAAUUUUUGAGUAGGUUAUUGGUUAAUGUGAACUUCUGUUGCUUUAAGUAUAUUGAUUAUGAUAUAUCUGAACCAAAUGCUAACAGUAUGUAUUGCUUUGUAGGUCAUGGGUUGCAGGUGGAUGCGUGUGGAGGUGGAUGCUUGUAAGAUAGUCUCGGUUUCUGCUUGUAGGUGUAGGUAAUGUCAGGUCACGGGUUGAUGCUUGUAGGUGUAGGUUUGAUUCACGGGAGAGUGUAGUAUUUUGUCUCAUUCUACACUUGUUUUAGGUUCAUCGGAUUUUAAGGGUGUAUGUACCCACAUUUUCUCUUUUGUAACUCACGGGUGUAUGUACCCGUGAAACUUGAAUCACUUGUAUGUUAAAAACUUGUCUCUCUAUAUAUAUGAACUCUAGUUCACUUAAAGUUCUGCAUCAAAACUUGUCUCUCUAUAUAUAUGUAAAACUUGUCUCACAAUACCAUUCACCACUGCCUUCUAUGCAUCUCAACCACGAUCACCACUAACCAUUCACCACUGCCUACUAUUCAUCACAACCACGAUCACCACGAACCAUUCACCACUGCCUUUGAUUCUGCUCAACCUCUACUUGUCAUCAAACAUUGAGGUUAGUUUUGUUAAAAACUUGGCUUUAAUACCAUGAUAAACACACUAGGUAGUGAAACUUUUAUGCUUGCGCAAGUGAGUUAAAGAAAACCCUAAAUCAAGAAAAAAAAAUUGUUCAUUUAAAGUAUAAAACCCUAAUCAAGGAAAAAAAAUUGUUCAUUUAAUUUAUAAAACCCUAAUGAAGGAAAUUUUUUUUAUAAAACCCUAAUCAAGGAAAAAAAAUUGGUCAUUUAAAUUAUAAAACCAUAAAUCAAGAAAAAAAAAUUGUUCAUUUAAAUUAUAAAA
Brassica napus (rape) is the source of this 3033-nucleotide messenger RNA. RefSeq lists its product as uncharacterized. NCBI's taxonomy places the organism in Eukaryota, Viridiplantae, Streptophyta, Magnoliopsida, Brassicales, Brassicaceae. The transcript has 3 exons. The coding region runs from base 548 to 997 and encodes 149 amino acids. The record is from RefSeq and is a predicted model, not a curated record.